Messenger RNA from Annulohypoxylon truncatum, 2296 nucleotides. RefSeq names its product multidrug transporter. Gene Ontology annotation, molecular function: transmembrane transporter activity. The record is from RefSeq and is a predicted model, not a curated record. Gene Ontology annotation, biological process: transmembrane transport. The transcript has 2 exons. Lineage: Eukaryota; Fungi; Ascomycota; Sordariomycetes; Xylariales; Hypoxylaceae. The coding region runs from base 299 to 2287 and encodes 662 amino acids.
CGUUGUCUCGAAGUCUUGUUUCUCCUAAGCUUUCUUGUCUCGGGCCUAAUCUGCGUCGCUCAAGCCACCCACCUCAUAUCCUCGGGUCCGUACCUAGGACUUCCCGAUCUAGCUUUUUGUUUAUUAUUUCGCCUCCCUUCCCUGCCCCCUCCCUUCGGGCUUGGGCGGUCUUAGUCGAGUGUUUCUUGUUACAAGGGCAUCUUAUGUCAGUAACAGGAUCUGCUGUUCCACUCGCCCUCUGAAGUCCCUACCCACUUUGCAACGCGCCCUCGGUAUCCAACCAGCCAGCUAGUCAACCAUGGACGGCGCGAAAAAAGAGUGGCCCGCCACGUUCGGGCCAAAUGACGAGCGUCCGACCUACAGCUCCGAGGAGACGGUGGGUCACGUCAACGGUGUCGCCGCCGUCGACCACUCCCUCGCCGCGAGGAUGGCCGAGAAGGAGAAGGUGAAGACCGAAACGGGCAAGCGAGAGCUCAAGGAGGAGGACUGCGAGAGCGAGCUCGGCUUCGCUUUUUCACCCUUGAAGAAGUGGUGGAUUCUCACCGUUAUCUUCCUCGUCCAGACUUCUAUGAACUUCAACACCUCGCUCUACUCGAACGGUCUCGAUGGUAUCUCGGAGCACUUCGGCGUCAGCGCUCAAGCUGCCCGUGUCGGCGCCGCCAUCUUCCUUGUCGCCUACGCUUUCGGCUGCGAGCUCUGGGCUCCGUGGUCCGAGGAAUUUGGUCGCAAGCCGAUCCUACAGGCUUCCCUGUUUCUCGUCAACAUAUUCACCCUGCCUGUCGUUUUGGCUCCCAACUUCGGCUGCUUGCUAGCCGGUAGGUUUCUCGGCGGCCUUUCCACGGCGGGUGGCAGUGUGACGCUCGGAAUGGUGGCCGAUCUGUUCGAAAGCGACAGGCAGCAAUAUGCCGUGGCCUACAUUGUGUUCUCUUCCGUCGGUGGAUCGAUUCUCGGCCCCAUUGUUGGCGGAUUUGUCCAAAUCUUGCCUCCUGCCCAAGCGUGGAGAUGGUGUAUCUGGAUCCAGCUUAUCUUUGGCGGAGCCGUGCAGCUUCUGCACUUUUUUACGGUACCGGAGACUCGAACGACCAUCAUGCUGAACCAGAUUGCGAAGAAGCGCAGAAAGUCGGGCGAGGACCCCAAUGUCUACGGGCCGGAUGAGAUCGAAUCUUUCUGGAGCCGUUUCACCUUGAAGGAGUUGAUCUACACCUGGUUACGACCUUUCCGCAUGUUCCUCACCGAACCCAUCGUGCUCACUCUGUCCCUGCUGUCCGGUUUCUCGGACGCCCUCAUCUUCAUGCAGAUCCAGUCGUUCUCUCUCGUUUACAAACGAUGGGGCUUCAACGCUUGGCAAGUUGGUCUCGCAUUCGUGCCCAUCGGUAUUGGCUAUGUCCUCGCUUGGCUCUUCUUCCUACCGGCCUUCAAGCGAAACCAGCGACGACGUGAAAAGCAUCCCGAGGAUGAACACGCGCAAUACGAAUCACGUAUGUCUUUGCUGCUCUGGCUAGCACCCUGUCUGCCGAUCGGUCUCAUCAUUUUCGCCUGGACGAGCAGCGGCCCACCAAUCCAUUGGAUCGGCUCCAUGUUCGGAACUUGCAUUAUCGGCAUCGCCAAUUACGCCAUCUACAUGGCCACGAUCGACUACAUGAUCUGCGCCUAUGGACCGUACUCUGCUUCGGCGACCGGCGGCAACGGUUGGGCUCGUGACUUCUUAGCCGGUGUCCUCACUAUCCCUGCGACUCCUUUCUAUACCAAUAUCGGCGCCGAGAAGGGCAUGAACCUUCAAUAUGCCUCGACCAUUCUCUUCUGUAUCGCGUUUGUCCUAGUUAUCGCCGUAUAUGUCAUCUACUGGAAGGGACCAGUCCUACGAAAGCGCUCGCCCUUCGCUCAGAGCUUGGCCCAGGGUGCUGCUGAAUUCGGAGGCCACCAUCUCGCCCACGUCCACUCUCAUCGCCCAUCGACGGCUGGAGGUGAGCAGCGACCAGCGACGGCGACUACUACUUCCCGGCCGCCUACCGCGCCGAAUGCUCCGACUAUCGAGAUUAUGCAAAAACGUCCGGGAGACCGCAUGUCUGCAUCGCGACACAACUCGUACUACUCAGCUCAGCAGGCCGCAAGCCGGCGCCAGAGCAGGCAGGCCAGCCGAAACGCUAGCAGGCGCAACAGUCUCGAUCAUCAUCGUAAGUCGGUCGAAAGCGACAGCGAAGAGGGCGUAUCACACCAUCACCUUCAUCACCGACUUCAAAACCUAAACACAAUCGCUUCUAUGCCUACCCAGCCCCAGAGUCCUUAGGAGGAUGUU